Messenger RNA from Grosmannia clavigera kw1407, 1578 nucleotides. Its product is annotated as NADH-ubiquinone oxidoreductase mitochondrial precursor. The record is from RefSeq and is a predicted model, not a curated record. Gene Ontology annotation, molecular function: NAD binding; 4 iron, 4 sulfur cluster binding; NADH dehydrogenase (ubiquinone) activity. NCBI's taxonomy places the organism in Eukaryota, Fungi, Ascomycota, Sordariomycetes, Ophiostomatales, Ophiostomataceae. The transcript is spliced from 3 exons. The coding region runs from base 1 to 1578 and encodes 525 amino acids.
AUGCUGCUGUCCCGCAGCGCAGCGGCCGGCCCUUCCAAGGCGUCGGCCCAGACGCUCGCCCGCGUGUGUGUCUCAUCGCCGGGAUCGUCCGCAACAGUGUCGGCCUCAUCGACGGCCUCCUCCUCUCCCGCCUCCGCCUUCAGAUCUGCUUCAAGACAUCCGUCGUCAAGGCGGGCCUUUGCCACGGUCCAGGACGCCGCGCCGCCAAAGCGGACGUAUGGCGGACUCAAGGACCAAGACCGCAUUUUCCAGAACCUCUACAGCCGCUACCCGCCCGACCUGAAGCACGCCCGCAAGAUGGGCGACUGGCACAAGACCAAGGAGAUUCUGCUCAAAGGCCACGAAUGGAUCAUCAGCGAGGUCAAGGCGUCCGGUCUGCGCGGCCGCGGCGGUGCUGGUUUUCCCUCGGGUCUGAAAUGGUCGUUUAUGAACUUUAAGGACUGGGACAAGGACAACAAGCCUCGCUAUCUGGUGGUCAAUGCCGACGAGGGUGAGCCGGGCACCUGCAAGGACCGCGAGAUUAUGCGCAAGGACCCGCAUAAGCUGGUCGAAGGCUGUCUGAUCGCUGGUCGGGCCAUGAACGCCACGGCCGCCUACAUCUACAUCCGCGGCGAGUUUGUGUACGAGGCCGAGGUGCUGCAGGCAGCCAUCAACGAGGCGUAUGCCGAGGGCCUGAUUGGCAAGAACGCCUGCGGCUCGGGCUACGACUUUGACGUGUUCAUCCACCGCGGUGCUGGCGCCUACGUCUGCGGCGAGGAGACGUCGCUGAUCGAGUCGAUCGAGGGCAAGCCGGGCAAGCCGCGGCUCAAGCCGCCCUUCCCGGCGGCCGUCGGUGUCUUUGGCUGCCCGUCGACAGUGACCAACGUGGAGACGGUGGCGGUGGCGCCGACCAUCUGCCGUCGUGGCGGCGCCUGGUUCGCCGGCUUUGGUCGUGAGCGCAACCAGGGCACCAAACUGUUCUGCAUUAGCGGCCACGUCAACAACCCGUGCACGGUCGAGGAGGAGAUGUCCAUUCCGCUACGCGAGCUGAUCGACCGCCACUGCGGCGGCGUGCGCGGCGGCUGGGACAAACUGCUGGCCGUCAUUCCCGGCGGCUCGUCUACGCCCAUCCUGCCGAAGAGCAUGUGCGAGGACCAGCUGAUGGACUUUGACGCCCUCAAGGACAGCCAGUCAGGCCUCGGCACCGCUGCCGUCAUCGUCAUGGACAAGAGCACCGACGUCGUGCGCGCCAUCAGCCGUCUCAGCCACUUCUACCGCCACGAGUCGUGCGGCCAGUGCACGCCCUGCCGCGAGGGCAGCAAGUGGACCGAGCAGAUCAUGAGCCGCUUCGAGAAGGGCAUGGGUCGCGAGCGCGAGAUCGACAUGCUGCAGGAGCUGACGAAGCAGGUCGAGGGACACACCAUCUGUGCUCUUGGCGAGGCUUUCGCAUGGCCCAUCCAGGGCCUCAUCCGCCACUUCCGGCCCGAGCUGGAGGCCCGGAUGCAGAAGUUUGCGGCAGAGAACGGCGGCGUCCCGCUGGCUGGCGGCUGGCCACACGACACCCGGAAACAGGGUCACCUGGUCGCGCCCGGUCAGUAG